GCGAGAACGAGUCUUUUGAAUUGGUGCGCAACUUAAGAAUGCUGGAGGCGGUACUGCUAGAAGAGAGCGCGGGAGAACCUACUGACCAGGAAAUAAUGCUAUACGCUGAAAGCAUCGGUAUUGAUGUAGAAAAGGAGCGUGAUCUGCUGUAUAUUGCGGAGGAAGGAGUUUCAGCGAAUCUUCCGAAAGGUUGGCAAGUUCUGAAGGACGAAAAUAACCAAAUAUUUUAUUAUGAUAGUAAAUCAGGCAUAAGUAUGUGGGAACAUCCAUUGGAUGAAUACUUUCGAAACUGUGUCAUAAAAGCACGUCAGAAAAUCCAACGUAGAGCUAAUACAGUUAAGAAUUCUAAACAUGAUGAAUCGUCAGAAAGUUGCAUGUCUCCCAUCAGUAAUGUUCUGCCUCACUCCAAACAGGAUAUGGCCAAUAAACAAACACCUAAAGGUUCCACGACAAAUAAGGAUCCAAAUAAAGACUCACGUUCGCAUUCUCGUGGUGAUUGUAAACAAUCUGAAACGAACAAUGAUAUAAAUCAAGAGGAUAAGAAUAAAUUAUCUAUGAUUAAUACGCCUGGGCGCCAAGAUCCCGUGACUAGAAGAAAAGACGAAGUAUUAAGUGCCGAUGAUCCUACUGAAUACCGUGACUUCAAGUUACCCGGUAGUAAAAGACGUGAUAAAUCGCUCACACUGUCCACUCCCAAUAAUAAUAACAAUAAUAAUAAACCUCAGUUUUACUCACCAGCCAAUCGUCGUUCAUCUAACAAAAGUUUUAAAAUUUGGUCAGACCUAUACGCUGAGAAUUUACGUAAAGCUGACAACAAUCUAACAGCACUUCAAGAUAAAGUAAGAAAAUCCCUGCUGACUGAUGAUAAACCUAUCACCUCUGAAGUAAUCAAUGACAGUGCACCGACAAAAUGCAAUUGCAAUAGUCGUCAGUUACAAGAUUCACCGGUGAAAAUAGGCAAAAGUUUCUCAUCUUUGGAUCUUUUGAAUACAGACAAGAAAGGGGAUCGUACAUUUUAUGAAAAAAGAUAUGGAGUACUUUCUAGUGAUAGUAAAAAAAUCAAAGAUUACUGUGAUGAUGAUGAUGAAGAUAUCCUGUGUCCUGAAGUUGGUCUAUCUCCUACUGAAAUAAAAGGUCAUUCAACUAGUGGAGGUCAAACAAAUGUAGAGUCACCAGUGGUGAAUUGCAAGACGAAUUCUUCUAUCCCAAAUGCAUCGAAUGUUAUGCCUCAUACUGAAGUAAAUGUAAAGGAUGCUACAAAGUCAAAUUUGGAAAGGCAGUCACCCAAUCAGAAUAUUUCAAAGGCUAAUAAUAAUAUUAAUAAUGAUAAAGGUUUUGUCAAUCUUUCAGAGUGUAUAAGUCAUCUGAUUGAAGAACGUUCUCGUAUCCAGGGGAAACUGUUUCGUUUGAAGCUACUCUACAAAACGUAUAAACGACGUUUAGAUAAUUUAAAUGCAAGUUUAUUAGCCCUACAAAAACAGACCAGCUUAGAUCCUUCAGAUGGUUUAUCCCCAUCUAAAACUAGCAAACCAUAUCCUAAUUCUAAUGAUUGUGCAGAAGAAGCGAACACAUCGAUAUCUCAUCAUCAAAGUCCAACAAUCGGCAAACAACUUUCCCCCACUCCUCAACUUCCAAUGACUAAAGUGGGGACCAAGUCCGGAACAAAUUCAACAAAUCAAAAACGUGAAGACAAGUCAACUCAAUCACCAGCAUUAUCGUCAUCAUUAUCACCAGCAUCAUUACCUCAAUGUCAUCAUCAACUUCAUCAUCAUUCAAAUAUUUGUCGUACAACAAGACGAUCUAUGUCUGUACCACGUUCACCACUGCCAUUGAAUCAUUAUAGAAAUUCGACUACUACUACUAAUACUGCUGCUGCUAAUCGUUUUCUUCAUGAUAACAUUUCAAGAACAUCACAAGAUCUAGCUGUAUCUUUAGCAUCAAUUGAUUUACAAUUGCAUCAUGUACUAAAUCAUCUUGAUUCAAGCAGCAUCACAACAACUAAUCAUCAGUUACCUGUGAAUAAUAAUAAUAAUAAUAAUUAUUCAUGCUCAGAAUGUCAAUGUUGUUGUGUUUCAGCAAGAAAUGAUACCAUAGAACAAUCGCCUUGUUUACAUGAACAUCAACAUGAAGAGGAAAAUAUUCAGCAUAUUGAAGAGCGUUUAGAAAAUAUUGAUUUAAAUGAUACACCAUUAUUAGGCGGUAGUGGUGGUUGUACAUCGAGUAAUUUAAGUGGUCUACCCUCGUGUAGUUGUUGGAAAAGUCAAUAUAAAUCUCAGAGUAGUAAUAGAACAAUGGAGUUAUUCAGUUCACCAACUAAUCGCUUGUUGAAUUCAUAUUCAGUUGGGGUAGAUUAUAGCGAAUUGGAGAGUAUUCGUGCUUCCCUAGGAAGCCUGUUAAAGUCUGCUCGCAAACCGAAUAAUACAUCGCAUACUCAAACUCCGUGCAGAAGUAAUAAAAAUAAUGACAGAAAUGAUCAUAAUUCCAAUUCGCCUUAUAAGUACAAAUAAUCAUUCCUUUAAUGAAAUAAUGGACUUUUUAUACGCUUUAUUAUACUUAGAAUGAAUUUCGCUUUUAUCCCUGAAUGUUAUUUGUCCUAUUCUAACUGAAUCAUUGUAAUUGCAAUUAUUAUUUUUGUACCUAAUAUUUUAAAUACUCUUAUGUGCAUUUCAAUGGAUUUUAUUACUUGAAAUAAAUUGUGCUUAUACA
This is a messenger RNA of Trichobilharzia regenti, 2706 nucleotides long. Lineage: Eukaryota; Metazoa; Platyhelminthes; Trematoda; Strigeidida; Schistosomatidae. The record is from the annotation of a GenBank genome assembly.